This is a messenger RNA of Athalia rosae (coleseed sawfly), 2071 nucleotides long. RefSeq names its product threonylcarbamoyladenosine tRNA methylthiotransferase. NCBI's taxonomy places the organism in Eukaryota, Metazoa, Arthropoda, Insecta, Hymenoptera, Athaliidae. Bases 286 to 1935 code for a protein of 549 amino acids. The record is from RefSeq and is a predicted model, not a curated record. The transcript has a single exon. Gene Ontology annotation, molecular function: 4 iron, 4 sulfur cluster binding; tRNA (N(6)-L-threonylcarbamoyladenosine(37)-C(2))-methylthiotransferase activity. Gene Ontology annotation, biological process: tRNA methylthiolation. Gene Ontology annotation, cellular component: endoplasmic reticulum.
GAAUUACUUUGACAUCCCUACAGUUACUCGAGUUUUUUAUUUUUACGUUACGUGAACUCGAACUAUUUAAUACUAGGCAAUAACAGUAAUUGUACUCUAUUUGGGUGGUAUAUUUACCAGGUAAAAACUUUCUAACUGCCGAAAAAUGGAAGAACAAAUUUCGUCCAUCCCCAAUGAUUGACCAGCGCUGAUCGGUGGACACGUGUGCUAUUCAUAACCUGAAUUUUUGAAAACCCAAGGACAGUAGUACAAACAAGCGCACUAGAAUUUCCAAAAAGUUAAAGGAUGUCUUCAGUUCCGUGCAGUGACAUAAUCGAAGACAUCGAGGACCUGAUAUCCUCUCAGGACAUAACACCGAAGGAACGUUACAGCACGAAAAAAAAUGUGACGGUACGUGCGAAGCGAAAAAAAUCUGAUAGUAUACCACCUCAACUUCCCGAGGUGACGAAUCUCUCAAGUAUCAUUCCUGGUACACAAACGAUUUACAUUAAAACAUGGGGUUGCACUCACAACAGUUCCGAUUCCGAAUACAUGGCUGGGCAACUAGCAUCCUAUGGUUACAAUUUGACAUCGACUAAGGAAGUUGCAGAUUUGUGGCUGUUGAAUUCAUGCACAGUUAAAAAUCCUGCCGAAGAUCAUUUCCGGAACGAAAUUGAGCUGGGAAGAAAAACAGGGAAACACGUCGUAGUUGCUGGUUGUGUUCCGCAGGGUGCACCAAAAUCUGGUUUCCUAUCCGGUCUUAGCGUCAUAGGAGUUCAGCAAAUAGAUAGGGUGGUCGAAGUUGUUGAAGAAACCCUAAAAGGUAACUCUGUAAGAUUUUUUGGACAGAAGAAAGAAGGCGGAAAGAAAGUUGGCGGAGCAUCUUUAGCAUUACCUAAAGUCAGACGUAAUCCAUUGAUAGAAAUAAUUGCCAUCAACACCGGAUGCCUUAAUCAGUGCACCUAUUGUAAAACAAAACAUGCUAGAGGUGAACUAGGCAGUUAUAAACCGGAAGAAAUAGUGGAACGUGCUAAACAAGCCUUUUCCGAAGGAGUCUGCGAACUUUGGUUAACAUCUGAAGACACCGGAACUUAUGGUAGAGACAUUGGUACAAGUCUUCCAGAACUUCUUUGGCAGCUAGUCGAAGUAAUUCCGGAAGGAUGCAUGAUGAGGAUCGGGAUGACAAACCCUCCUUAUAUUCUCGAACAUCUACAAGAGGUUGCCAAGAUCUUGAAGCACCCCCGAGUCUACAGUUUUCUUCAUGUUCCGGUUCAAUCGGGUUCGGAUCAGGUUCUCUUAGACAUGAAGAGAGAAUACAGUUGUUCUGACUUUGAAAAAGUUGUCAAUUUUCUGAGAUCUGAGGUGCCUGGAGUAACUAUAGCCACAGACAUAAUAUGCGGUUUUCCUACAGAAACAGACAAGGACUUUGAAGACACAAUGAAACUAUGCGAGAGAUACAAAUUCCCUAGUUUAUUCAUCAACCAAUAUUACCCCAGGCCAGGUACACCAGCUGCUAGGAUGCCCAGAGUCCCCGCUCGAGAUGUCAAAAAAAGGACGAAAAAGUUGUCUGACUUCUUCCAUACCUAUGAGCCUUACGCACACGAGGUUGGUCAGGUGCAACAGGUCCUUGUAACAGAAAUAUCACAUGACAAGAAACACUUUGUUGGACACAAUAAGGCUUACGAACAGGUCCUGGUGCCCAUGAGAGAAGGUUUCAUGGGCAAAAUGGUGACCGUACUAAUUAUUUCUGCUGGUAAAUACUCCAUCAAAGGAGAGCCACUGGAUGAAGGUGUUUCCCCAUCGCUCAGGAACCCUUUACCCAAGGGAAUUAUCUCUGGAAUAAUUCUCCAAGAAAGCAAAACAAACUCUCCCUCAAGAUUUGGACUAGUUGCUAUAGUAGCUGUCUUAGUUGCAGUUGUAGCUAGAUUUUUAUGGAAAUUUUUGACAAUUUUUUAACCAACGAUCUAUCUGUACUAUGAAUAUUGUAAUAAUUACAGUAAACAUAUGAAAUGUUCAAUGAAUAAAAUAAGUUUGUAAAUACGGUUCGAUCUUCGUAUGAAGAAAAACUUAAUAAAGGAUAACUUAAAUUGAA